This is a messenger RNA of Chara braunii, 4105 nucleotides long. The record is from the annotation of a GenBank genome assembly. NCBI's taxonomy places the organism in Eukaryota, Viridiplantae, Streptophyta, Charophyceae, Charales, Characeae.
CGCUCUCUCUCGCGCCACGCAGUCGUCGAUUUCUUGGAUUUCGUUGGAACGAAGAGGAGGGGGAGGAGAAGAGGUCUCGAGAGAUAGGGAAGGUGGUGGUGGUGCGCGUGCAGGACUCCCGUUUCUUGCUGGAAGUUAGUAGCUAUGGCGGCCAAAAGUGAAGGACCAGCGAUUGGAAUCGACUUGGGAACGACGUACAGCUGUGUCGGCGUGUGGCAGCAUGAUCGUGUCGAGAUCAUUGCCAAUGAUCAGGGUAACCGGACCACUCCGUCCUACGUGGCAUUCACGGACACCGAGCGGCUGAUUGGAGAUGCGGCCAAGAAUCAAGUGGCAAUGAACCCAACGAAUACCAUCUUCGACGCCAAGCGGCUGAUUGGUAGAAAGUUCAGCGACAGCUCGGUGCAGAGUGACAUUAAGCUCUGGCCUUUCGAGGUCAUCGAUGGCCCGGGCGGGAAGCCUCUCAUUGGUGUAUCGUACAUGGGGGAGAAGAAGCAGUUCGCUGCAGAGGAGGUGUCCUCCAUGGUGUUGACGAAGAUGAAGGAGAUUGCGGAGGCGUUUCUCGGUGUGACUCUGAAGAACGCCGUGAUUACUGUUCCCGCCUACUUCAACGACUCCCAGAGGCAGGCAACGAAGGAUGCCGGUGUUAUCUCUGGUCUGAACGUGAUGAGAAUCAUCAAUGAGCCGACGGCAGCGGCCAUCGCCUACGGUCUUGACAAGAAGGCGAGCAGCGUCGGCGAGAAGAACGUCAUGAUUUUCGACCUCGGCGGCGGCACUUUCGAUGUCUCCCUGCUUACUAUCGAGGAAGGCAUCUUUGAGGUGAAGGCGACUGCUGGAGAUACUCAUCUUGGAGGCGAGGAUUUCGACAGUCGAAUGGUGCAUCACUUCGUCCAGGAGUUCAAGAGGAAGCACAAGAAGGAUAUCAGUGGCAGCGCUAGGGCGUUGAGGAGGCUGAGGACUGCCUGCGAGCGUGCGAAGAGAACUCUGUCUUCCACCGCGCAGACGACUAUUGAGAUUGACUCUCUCUUUGAGGGCAUCGAUUUCUACUCCACGAUAACGAGAGCGCGUUUCGAAGAGCUGAACAUGGACUUGUUCCGUAAGUGUAUGGAGCCCGUGGAGAAGUGUCUGCGCGACGCUAAGAUGGACAAGAAGUCGGUCCACGAGGUGGUGUUGGUUGGUGGCUCUACUCGCAUUCCCAAGGUCCAGCAGCUUCUCCAGGACUUCUUCAACGGCAAGGAGCUGUGCAAGAGCAUCAACCCCGACGAGGCAAUCGCCUAUGGCGCUGCUGUGCAGGCUGCCAUUUUGAGCGGCGAAGGUAACGAGAAGGUUCAGGACUUGCUUCUGCUCGAUGUCACUCCUCUCAGCCUCGGUCUGGAGACGGCAGGCGGUGUGAUGACUGUGCUGAUUCCUAGGAACACGACUAUCCCCACAAAGAAGGAGCAGGUGUUCUCCACGUACUCCGAUAACCAGCCUGGCGUGCUCAUUCAAGUGUUUGAGGGUGAACGAUCUCGUACCAGGGACAAUAACCUGCUGGGCAAAUUCGAGUUGUCUGGUAUUCCGCCCGCGCCCAGAGGCGUUCCUCAGAUCACAGUAUGCUUCGAUAUCGACGCCAACGGCAUUUUGAACGUUUCUGCGGAAGACAAGACGACUGGCAGCAAGAACAAGAUCACGAUUACCAAUGACAAGGGUCGUCUGUCGAAGGAGGAGAUCGAGAAGAUGGUUCAAGAUGCGGAGAAGUACAAGGCGGCGGACGAAGAGCAUAAGAAGAAGGUGGAGUCGAAGAACAGCUUGGAAAACUACGCGUACAACAUGAGGAACACCAUUAGGGAUGAGAAGAUUGCCUCCAAGUUGGACCCUGCCGAUAAGCAGACGAUCGAGAAGGCGGUGGAUGCGGCUGUGGAGUGGCUGGACCACAACCAGCUGGCAGAGGCCGAUGAGUUCGAUGACAAGAUGAAGGAGCUUGAGAAUGUGUGCAAUCCAAUCAUUGCUAGGAUGUACGGAGGUGGAGCGGGGGGGGUUCCUGAUAUGCCAGGAGGGGGUUUUGGCGGCAGGGAUGAGCCGCCCAGCUCCGCCGGUGGCCCUGGGCCCAAAAUUGAGGAGGUGGAUUAAGCUAGAGGGGGGGGGUGGUUAGGGUAAGUAGUAGUAGCUAGCUGAUUCGGUGACACUUUUUUGUGCUCUGGAGAUUGGCCUCGGCGACAUUUUUUUGCGCUCCGGAGAUUGGCCUCGGUGACAUUUUUUGUGCUCUGGAGAUUGGCCUUAGGGAGGGCGCGCGUCUUUUUCGUCACGGUAGGGAUGAACCGCCCACAGCUCCGUCGGUGGCCCCGGGCUCAAAAUCGAGGAGAGGAGGUUGAUUAAGCUGGGAAAGGGGGAAUGGGGUAGUGGUAGUGUAGCUGAUUUGGUGGCAAUUGUUUGUGCUCUGGAGAUUUUGGCCUUAGGGUUCGUUCGUUCUUUUUUCGGCGGCAGGGAUGAGCUGCCGAGCUCCGCCCGUGACCCGGGGCCCAAAAUUGAGAAGGUCGAUUAAGCUGGGCAGGAAUAGGGUAGUAGUAGUAGUUGUAGUAGCGGAUUCGGUGACACACUUUUUUGUGCUCUGGAAAAUUUUGAUUUCGGCCUUAGGGCGCGCGUCUUCUUCGCCACGGCAGAUUUGAGUGUUCUCUAUGCAAACUCUGCUUCUCUUCUCUCCUUGAGCGGUUUGAACCAUGUUUCUUGGGACUGUUGAGAUGAUUAGCAGUAGUCGUCCCGAUCCCGGCUUUGUGGUUCGAUUGAUAUUUUUUUGCUUCGAGUCUUCGCUUAAAUGUAGUAGAUUUCUCAGAUCGCAUUUCUGAUGGCGGUGUUGGAUUUGAGUGAUGUGAUAUUAUUAUGAUGACAUCGGUCUGAAGAUGAUUUUGAGUAAUUUAGGGCGCUCUGUUUUACCUUUCGCUUAUCCUCCAUUGUGAGUUGUAGUCUUUCGUCCGUAGUUGAUUACUGUUCGAGGCAUUCUACCGGCGAUUGUAUGGUCUCAUUGGUAACGACGUUAGGCUCUUGGUGCGCGUUCUUGUGCGUCUUUCAUGGUCUCCUUGACAACGGCGUUAGGCUCUUGGUGUGCGUUCUUGUGCGUGCGUGUUUCCUUCUUUUCCGUUCUGUUGAGGUGUAGUUUGAAGGCGUUUGUCCGUUGGUAUUCAAGCUCUUAUGAAUGAUUGAGAUAUCUGUCGGGAGCAUGUGCACGACACAUUCCCUCGCCUGAUUGAUGGCGUUGGUCAGUCUGUUCUCCCCGGCGAUUGGAAUUUGUGCCUGCUGUUGCACUUUUUCAGGAUCAUGUUCAUGCACAGGUUGUCGAUGUCUUUUUAAGUGUUUUUAAGUGCUGGUUAGGUCUUGUGGUUCUCACAGAUUCUCGAUGUCUUCUCUAGUGCUGGUUAGGUAUGUGGUUCUCGUCGGUAAUUGGUUCUUGCUUGCUCUGCUAUUAGAGCUUGUUCGGUCUCGGGUCUCUGUACCUGCUGCUUGCUCUGCUAUACGAUUCGUUGGACCCCUGUUUCUAUGUUUCUUCUGGCACUGUGGGAGGAAUUCUGGUGGUCUUGAAUCCUGUCGAGGUGUGCGACGCGUGUGCGACGCGUGUGCGACGGGUUUCGGUUCGGACGCAGUUGCACUCAGAGAUUCUCGGAAUCUUGUGGAGUGCUUCAAGGACUGGGUACUUGUGCUUUUGUUACGAUGGAUGUUUUGUGCUUUUGUCACGAUGGAUGUUUUGGCCCACUGUUAUAAAGCGCGAUGCGUUUUUUCUCGCGCUUUAUGUGCGGAGUAAUCGUUCCUGCCGUUUCGAAAUCUUGAUCAGGUUUUUGUGCGUUUGUUUUGGCGCUUCAUGUGCGGAGUAGUCGUUCCUGCGGUUCGGAAUCUUGAUUAGGUUUCUGGCGUCCUGAUUAGGUUUACUGUUGGUUCUUCUCGAGUGCUGUCUGCUUUUUUUUUUUUUUUUUUUUUUAAUAGGUUAUCGGGACUGCUUCUGAUAUUGGGGUGUUUACCGGUAAUCUUGAUCAGGUUUUUGUGCGUUUUUUUUGGCGCUUUUUGUGCGGAGUAGUCGUUCCUGCGGUUUGGAAUCUUGAUUAGGUUUCUGGAGUCCUGAUUAGGUUUACUGUAUGCUUCU